Messenger RNA from Quercus lobata, 1962 nucleotides. Its product is annotated as UPF0481 protein At3g47200-like. NCBI's taxonomy places the organism in Eukaryota, Viridiplantae, Streptophyta, Magnoliopsida, Fagales, Fagaceae. Bases 164 to 1786 code for a protein of 540 amino acids. The transcript has 3 exons. The record is from RefSeq and is a predicted model, not a curated record.
CACCACAUUCUCCACAACGUCACAAUCGUGAACAAAAAAAAGGUGAAAUGAUUUGUGUUCGUACUUCUAAUACAGCCACACAGGAAUCCUUUGAGCUGGAAAACGCACUUUUGGCCACUUAAAGUUGAACCAAACGGGCACGAAAGUCUGUGUCAUUGUCGUAAUGGCGCACGUUAUUUCAAUGGAGCAGUCUCUUCCGACAAAGGAUGAAAGCAAAAACGAUGGUGAAAUAGACUGUACUUCUCCCGGAUCUGAUUGGGUUCUCAACCGUUGUAACAUAUUAAUGAAAUUAAGAUCCUCUCUGGACAAUAUGGGCUACCCCAUAAAAAAAGAGGAAAGAAAUCCAGCGGAAGUCACUUGUCCAAAAGUCCCAUUAAGGCUUCGAAAAGCCAAGGGAAGCGAGGACUACUUUGAUCCCACGGUUAUUUCUUUUGGUCCUUAUCAUCAUGGCAAAAGAGAACUCCAGGAAAUAGACACAAUCAAAGAUGAGGUCAUGCUCAAGUUUAUUAUUGAAUCUGGCAAAUCGUUUCCGGAACUUUACAAUAUGGUACGUAACAUGAAUCUACUCACUAGAGCUUGUUACGUUGAUUGUUCAAAGGAAAAGUAUUGUGAUGAUACGCUUGCAAUGAUUAUGUUCCGAGAUGGCUGUUUCAUUUCAUAUUUAUUGGACAAAAUUGUGCGUGAGCAGCGUGAGGAGCUAUUUUUGCUAUUUGUUAAUCAUGGAAACUUCUUGGGAUUUGAAUCUGCAUUUAGGGACGUGGUUUUGUUGGAGAACCAAAUUCCAUGGGCAGUUUUGGAACUUUUGAUGAGGCUUGGAUACAGUAAUAAUAAUAAAGUAGUACGAAAAAGGAUCAAGCAAUGCAUUUAUCUUUAUCUUUGGGAUAUAUCUCCAAAGGAAGUUCUAGAAGACGAGGAUGAGGGGCCACAGGCUGAGGGGCGUCAGGCUGAGGGGCCUCCUCAUCAUCUCCUUGAAUGUAUACAAAGAGACCUCACCAAAGUUGUUGAUCGAAAGAAAGAAUGUACUCACUGUUUCAAUUUUAUUCCAUUAUACAGAUUUUGUUUAUGGAAUCCAUUUCCAAAAGCCUCAAAAAAGGAGCAAAAUCCUGCAGAUGAUGAUAAAAAGGAGCAAAAACCUGCAGAUGAUUAUCCAUCAUAUCGUUCCCUUAGUGAACUUAAAGCUAAGGGGAUCCAUUUCAAGGCUACAAAUUCUAGUCCUCAUUCAUUAAAAGAAAUAAAAUCGUUUUCUUUUAAUGAUGUUGAAUUCAUACCUGGCUUUUUCUAUGCACAGCUUAAGCUUCCCCCUUUGAUCCUUAAUGAUGGUACAACAAUAUUGUGGAACAACUUGGUAGCCUUUGAAUUGAGUCAUCCGAUUGAGGUAAACGUUGUUAUUACAUCUUACAUCAAUUUCCUAAAUGCACUCAUUGCCAGUCCUGACGAUGUCAAAGAGCUGCGCUCAAAGCAUAUACUUCUCAAUGAUGUAGGCAGUGACGAGGAGAUGUUUAAAUUUUUCAAAGAGAUAUCUACAUGCUCAAUUCAAGAUAGAUCAAUUUACAGAAAAGUUAGACAAGAUAUUGAAAAGCACUGUAGGAGCAAGAUAAGGACCUGGGUGGCUGAAAUAAUUUACAAAUAUUUUAGAAACCCAUGGUCUGCUCUUGGUUUAUUUGCUGCUAUUGCUGUCGUUGUUCUAAGUAUUGUGCAGACUUACUUCACUAUCUAUCCUGUAAAAGAUUAUUGCAUGGAAUCCAUUUGCAGCUACCUCAAAAGACAGCAGAUAAAAAAUGAUUAGCAUAUACUGCUGCCUCAAAAUGGAAAGAUGAUAUCUACCUAUGCCUCCAAUUACCUGUAAUAUUAAUAAAAGUUGAUUUUUUUUUUUUUAGUUGUUGGGCUUCUAAAGACGCUUUGAAUUUUAAGCACUACUUCAGUUUAAAUUGUCAUUGGACCUAUUGUUUCUCAAUUAAUUGG